AUGAAAGGUCACCUUAUGUGCUGGUCUGAUUGGGGCAAAUCAAAUGGCCUCAAAUGCAAAGCGGAGGACAAGGGUCCUCGUCGGUUCAAUUGGAGCAGACAUAUACCUGACCUUAAGGACAGUAUAACUGAUCCCUCUACUGUUAGAUGUUAUUUUACAGUCCAACUGCAACAACUCUACAGUGACCCAGCCUGUGCUUUCCAGACUGUUGAUGAACACAGGACCGAGAUUACCUCAGGACAGGGCCUCAUGAAGGGCAGUCAUGCUCAGCCUGACGUCAUGUUCAUGGCCUGGGUCCUGGACAAACUGAAGUGAACAUCAAGAACGUUUGUUUCGUGAUGAACUCUCUUCCAGUAGUGCUCUCACUGCCCAUUUAUUUUUCAAGGACAGUGGACUUCUUUGACAAAAUCUUCAGGAGAGACUCUCAAGUCAAAGUGAGUUGGGACAGGCCAAAACCUUUGGACCUGGUAAAAAUUACUGAAAAUUAAAAUUAAAAAUUGCUUCUUGCACAGAACACCAAGAUACCCGCAGAUCUUCCUGCAUACUGCACCAAACAGGACAAUAAAGUUGAACUCAACAUGUGGUGCGAUAAAGGAUGGAGCAAGCUCUUAGAAAAGCUUGAGGGACAUCGACAGACAAAAUAUUGGUACUCAGGCCCAGAUAAGAAGAAAGCUAACGGCUGACGCGUCAUCCGUUGCAGCGCCACUCCACGAUCUUUGCCUCGUCAAAAAGGAUUCGGAUUUUCUCACCGCUUGGAACGACCGUAGCGAGGCGCCUUUUCGAUCCGUCAAGAAGGCCAUCUGGUUGACGGUGUUCAAUAUUUGGCAGGCUAACACAAUAUUCUGGCGGAUGCUUUAUCCAACGUUCAGCCCGACAAGCCUCUCGAGGACGACGAGCCCGAGCAAGCUUUCCCUUGCUCUCCACGAUCUGCGUCAAAAGGAUUCGGACUUCGUCACCGCUUGGAACGACCGCAGCGGAACGACUGCAGCGAAGCGCCUUUUCGAUCCGUCAAGAAGGCCAUCGCCGACGCCACGCUGAUUGCUCACCCAUGCCCGGACGCGGAGACGGAAGUAUGUACAAAUGCCAGCGAAACCGGUGUUGGAGCGGUUGUUGGACGUAGUUGGAUGUUGGAUUUGGACGCUCGGACGCGGUGCCGGAAGUAUGUACAAACGCCAUCGAAACCGGUGUUGGAGCGGUUCUGGUGGGAAAUGACGGAAAAUGGAGGCCGUUGUUGUACUGGUCACGGAAGUUUUUGUAAGCGCAAUCGGUCUAUUCGGCGUUCGACAGGGAGCUGCUGGCCAUGUCCAGAGCAGCAUGCUUUCGAGUCUCAGCAGGUUGUUUUGGACACCGACCACAAACGGCGCGGUCGGAAAGGCGUCAGACGACUUUACGACCCUUCAAAGACGUCACCUGUUACGCGUAUCCUGUUACGGUUGACGGAGUUCAAUAUUUGGCCGGCGAGCACAAUAUUCUGGUGGAUGCUUUGUCCAGGGUUCAGCCUGUCAAGCCUCUCGAGGACGACGAGCCGACCCAGCUUUCCCUACGGCCAACGGUGUCGUCAGCGUCGUGGUGGAACAAAUUGACGUUACCGAGCUGGCGGAAGGUCAGGUCAUCUUUGCCGUGUCAAAAUGAUUCGGACUUCGUCGCCGCUUGGAACGACCGCAGCGGAACAACUGCAGCGAAGCGCCUUUUCGCUCCGUCAAGAAGGCCAUCGCCGACACCACGCUGCUUGCUCACCCACGGCCGGACGCGCAGACGGAAAUAUGUACAAAUGCUAGCGAAAUCGGUGUUGGAGCGGUUGUUGGACGUAGUUGGAUGUUGGAGUUGGACGCCCGAACGCGGUGACGGAAGUAUGUACAAAUGCCAGCGAAACCGGUGAUGGAGCGGUUCUGGUCCAAAAACACUACGGGAAAUGGAGGCCGUUGUUGUACUGGUCACGGAAGUUUUUGGAAGCGUAAUUGGUUUAUUCGGCGUUCGACAGGGAGCUGUGGCCAUGUCCAGAGCAGUUCGUCACUAUAUGCACGCUUUCGAGUCUCAGCAGGUCGUUUUGCACACCGACCACAAACCGCUGGUCGCAGCGGUCGGAAAGGCGCCCCUUCAAAUACGUCACCUGUUACGGUUGACGGAGUUCAAUAUUUGGCCGGCGAGCAUAAAAUUCUGGUGGAUGCUUUGUCCAGGGUUCAGCCCGUCAAGCCUCUCGAGGAUGACGAGCCGACCAAGCUUUCCGCAUGGCCAACGGUGUUGUCAGCGUCGUGGUGGAACAAAUUGACGUUACCGAGCUGGCGGAAGGUCAGGUUACCGACGACGCUCUGUGUACUUGGUUCGAACAACAGCGCUCCUCCACGGAUUCCCCUUAUCAACCUCAGCAGAUAG
Paramuricea clavata is the source of this 2373-nucleotide messenger RNA. The record is from the annotation of a GenBank genome assembly. NCBI's taxonomy places the organism in Eukaryota, Metazoa, Cnidaria, Anthozoa, Malacalcyonacea, Plexauridae.